GAAGCGAACCAGACAGCUGAUGACGUUCUGGUUGAAUCCCUCGAACCGGACUUCGGAGAUAUCUUGUUCCGCGGUGGGUUCAAGUACAGCAGCACAGACAUGAAAAUCGGUGUCGACGUGGACGCCCUGGUAACCUUCUCUGGGACGCUGAAACGCUUGAUGCAGGUAGACCCGAGAGGCGGGUACUUCCUUCAGUCCGACGUGGAGCUCGCCAUCAAGAGGUGCGCCAUUAAGGAGGCCCACUCCACGAUGUGGGAUGGGUGGUGCAAGCUCAACGAGUACACCCAUGAGGAGGGGUACAAGAACAGCGCAUACGUGGUCAGGGUCAUGCUGUCCCACGUUCGCAACAAGGCCGACGACUUCAACAAGCUGGGGGCGAGCGGGCAGGCGAAGGCUCGCGAGUCGUCUCACCCACAGGAGCUGCGUGACAUUUACAACGUCAUCGACGUUGACAAGGGGGCGGCUUCAGUGAGAAAGACUCGCCCGCACCCGCUGCCAGCUUUCAGGGCAGCGCAGGACGCCUCGAGCGAGGAGGAAGUCGUCCCUGUUUUGAAACGGUUCGACGUCAGCACUGGGGAGUCCUACUUGGUAAUGUCAGACGGGUCCCGCGAGAUGGCCAAGUUCAAGUGCGGAGAGCAGGGGCGACUGGUCGCCACGUGGCCUGAGUACAACAUGGAGUUGCAACUUGAACUACCAAAUUCUGCUCUGAAAGAUGAUGGGGCGAUCGACUACACGCCAGCAGACCCGCGCAAGCCGCCCAAGGCCGGCCACAAGACCAAAAAAGGAAAGCCCGCGAGUGCUCGGAAGAGGCCAGCUGGCGCAGUGGAAAACAGAGAACCGCCCACCGCUCCAAAGGCGAAGGCAAAGACAACUCCAAAGGCGAAGGCAAAGACAACUCCAACGCCGACGGCAGCUGCGACACCAUCACGCAUUCAAGAGAAGAUCAGGCAGAACAUCGACCGCAUCUCCGAGGAGGCCAGGAGUGGAUUGCAAGGGUUCGCUGGCAGAGACAGCAACGAACUUGCGACGUGCUACGCUGUCGCGGUUGAUGGCGGCACCAUCUCUCUUCGUGAUCUCCACCGCUCUCCUUGCUUCUACGUGGACCGCGUGACCGAGAUCCCCGAGAAUUUCCCUGGGCUCGGUGACGACGCCGUCGUCGCCAUGUUCGAAGGCAAGAAGUUGAACAAGAAAGGCGGGGUGCAGUUUGGUUUCGGCGACGACGCGGACUUGGCCUUCAAGGCAGCGAAACUUCUGAGGCCAGCGAUCGACAACGCGGCCACAGACAUCAUGAACUACAUGCCGCCCGUGCCAGCUCACGUCGUGAUGCUGCAUUGCCCGCGCGUCAUCAUGGCCAACGGUGAGUUCAGGAACACGUCAGACAGGAGGAUGGAGUGGAGUCCUGUUCGGGUUCGCGGCUCCGAGUUUCAAGGGCAGUGGUUGUGCCUGCAGUGCGGCUUCACCGUUACCGACACGGACGUCAACAACAUUGCAGUUGAGCGCUUGCCCAUCUGCCCCAUGCAUGGCCAUCGAGUAUACGUGCUCGACCACUUGGAGAACACGUCCUUCUACAGCUGCGCUUCACGCGCCCACGACGACCAAGCCGACCCUGCCGCGUUCGAGUGCCCAUUCGACUAUGCCACUCAGCACCCGUUCGUCUUGCAGCCAGCCCCCGCGCCGAUAGAGGUGAUACAGCCAGACCCCGAGCCGAUAGAGGUGACCGAUGAGGAAGAAGAUGCCAUGUCGCAGGACAGCCUCAUUACGGUGCCAGACCCUGGAGAAGAAGAUGAAGAUGUCGCUCGGCUUCGUAGUAUCAUGGAAGGCUCCUGGGAGCCCGACAGCCCAGCCUCGAGCAUUUUCGAGGAUAGCGUAGCACGGCUAGUCGAGAUAUUUAGCAGCUCUUGA
Messenger RNA from Prorocentrum cordatum, 1902 nucleotides. The record is from the annotation of a GenBank genome assembly. Lineage: Eukaryota; Dinophyceae; Prorocentrales; Prorocentraceae.